AUGGCACCCAAGCGCGCGCCGCUCCUGCUCCUGCUCCUGCUCCUCCUCCUCCUCCUCCUCCUCCUGCCGCUGCUCAUCCCGCGGGCGCGCGCCGCCGCGAACCCGGACCCGGCGCCGUGCCACCCGGACGACCUGCGCGCGCUGCUUGCCUUCGCCGGGAACCUCACGUCGGCGGCGGACGCCCUCCUCUGGCCCUCCUCCCCUCCUCCGCCCCCGGGUGCUGCGCGUGGGACGGCGUUUCCUGCGACGCCGGCGGCCGCGUGUCCGCAUUGCGCCUCCCGGCCCGAGGCCUCGCGGGCCCGCUCCCGUCCCCGGCGCUCGCGGCGCUCCCGUUCCUCCGGGACCUCGACCUCAGCCGGAACGCGCUCACGGGCGCCGUCGCCGCGGCCCUCGCCGCCUUGCCAGGGACCAUCCGCGCCGCUAACCUCUCCUCCAACCUCCUCCACGGCGCGCUUCCGGGGGCCCCUCCCGGACCACCUCGACGCCCUCGACGCCAGCAACAACUCCAUCUCCGGCCCCCUCGCGCCCGACCUCUGCGCCGGCGCGCCCGCGCUCCGCGUACUCGACCUCUCCGCCAACCGCCUCGCCGGCGCGCUCCCAUCCUCCACCACCCCUCCGCCCUGCGCCGCCACGCUGCGGGAGCUCAGCCUCGCCAACAACGCCUUCAACGGCGACAUCCCCGCCGCGCUCUUCGACCUCACUGCCCUCCGCAAGCUCUCCCUCGCCGGCAACCGCCUCACCGGGCCACCUCACCCUCGCCUCGCCGGCCUCAAAGACCUCACCUUUCUCGAUUUGUCCGGGAACCGCUUCUCCGGCGACCUCCCCGACGCGUUCGGCGGCCUCACGUCGCUCGAGAACUUGGCCGCGCACUCCAACGCCUUCACGGGCCCGCUGCCGCCGUCGCUGUCGCGGCUCUCGUCUCUCCGUGUUCUUGAUCUCCGGAACAACUCCCUCUCCGGUCCGGUCGCUACCGUCAACUUCUCCGGGAUGCCGUCGCUUGCUUCCGUCGACCUUGCCACGAACCAGCUCAACGGCACGCUCCCUGUCAGCCUCGCCGGCUGCAGAGAGCUCAAGUCGCUCAGCCUCGCCAGGAACAGUCUGACGGGCCAGUUGCCGCAGGAUUAUAGCCGGCUCGUCUCGCUGUCGAUGCUCUCGCUGUCCAACAACAGCCUGCACAACAUCUCGGGGGCGCUCAGCGUGCUCAGUGCCUGCAGGAACCUCACCACGCUGAUCCUCACCAAGAAUUUCGUCGGCGAGGAGCUGCCGGACGAUGGCGUUGUUGGGUUCGGCGGCUUGGAGGUGCUGGCCCUUGGUGAUUGUGCUCUGAGGGGAAAGGUUCCGAAAUGGCUGACUCAAUGCAAGAAGCUGGAGGUGCUUGAUCUGUCGUGGAACCAAUUGGUUGGUACCAUCCCGUCAUGGAUUGGCGAGUUUGAGUACCUGAGCUACUUGGAUCUCUCCAACAAUACCUUGGUUGGUGAGAUACCAAAGAGCUUGACACAGCUCAAGAGCCUCGUUGCUGUCACGCAGUCACCGGGUAUGGCGUUUACUAGCAUGCCAUUGUAUGUGAAGCAUAACAGAAGCAUUAGUGGCCGGCAGUACAACCAGCUCUCAAACUUCCCACCGUCACUGAUCCUGAACAACAACCGCCUGAAUGGGACCAUCUGGCCUGAGUUUGGAAACCUGAGGGAGCUGCAUGUCCUGGAUCUGAGCACCAAUUUCAUAUCUGGGAGCAUUCCUGAUUCGCUGUCGAGGAUGGAGAAUCUGGAGGUUCUUGACCUUUCAUCCAAUAAUCUCAGCGAUCCCAAAUGGAGGGCAGUUCUGACGUUCUCCAACUCGAGCUUUGAGGGUAAUCCUGCUUUGUGCAAAGCAAGUUCCUGCAACCCAAUUCUGUCUAGGGGAACUCCUAGGGACACGGAUGUAAAACCUGCUGCAUCAAGUAUCAGGAACAGGAAAAACAAAAUACUUGGGGUGGCCAUCUGCAUUGGUCUGGCCCUUGCAGUAUUUUUAGCUGUUAUUUUGGUGAACAUGUCAAAGAGGGAGGUCACCGCUAUUGAUUAUGAAGAUACCGAGGGCUCCUGUCAUGAAUUGCGCCCUGUGGAUGUGUCCAAGUUCAAGGGAUCCAGGGACCUGAUCUCCUGGGUUCUUCAGAUGAAGUCUGAGAAGAAGGAAGAGCAGAUUUUUGACAGCCUGAUAUGGAGCAAGACGCAUGAGAAGCAGCUGUUGUCUGUCCUCGAGACGGCGUGCAAGUGCAUCAGCACUGAUCCUCGGCAGCGGCCGUCAAUUGAACAAGUUGUGAGCUGUCUUGACAGCGUGUGA
This is a messenger RNA of Miscanthus lutarioriparius, 2316 nucleotides long. Lineage: Eukaryota; Viridiplantae; Streptophyta; Magnoliopsida; Poales; Poaceae. The record is from the annotation of a GenBank genome assembly.